Molecule: messenger RNA, 984 nt
Organism: Cyphellophora attinorum
Lineage: Eukaryota; Fungi; Ascomycota; Eurotiomycetes; Chaetothyriales; Cyphellophoraceae
Exons: 1
Coding region: 1-984 (327 amino acids)
Source: RefSeq, a predicted model, not a curated record
AUGAGCUCAACGCACGUCCCGGCGUGGAAGAGACUUGGUCUAAAGCUCAAGAACGCCAAGGAAACAGCAACACCGGCUAGCAUCCAAAAUACACAUCAGCCACCCUCAAAGAAGCGACGCAUCGACCGCAGAAAUAGCACUGCAGAAACGCCAGUUCACAUUAAGGCGAAUGGAUCCUCUGAAUCACCCAUCAACGGUCACGAACCCGUAAGGGACCCGAAGCCCAAGAAACAGGUCUCUUUCACCUCCGACACAAAAGCCACAGACGGCGACACCGCAGUGUCCAUCACUCCAUCCGAAGCAAUCGCAUCCGAUGGCAAUGACAAGUCAGUAAGCAAGAAGCCGAAGAAAGCCAAAAAGCAAGCCACCGCCCCGUCUCCAGGGAAGUCCCAGGACGUACUGAACUACCUUACUGAGUACUACCGCUCAAACGACACCUGGAAGUUCAACAAGAAUCGGGAGACUUGGAUUCUAAAGCAUCUCUUCGACACGGCGGCGAUUCAAACGACAUACAAUCUGCCGCUUGCGCAGUAUUUAUACGGGAUCAAAUCGCAGAAUGCGAGGGAUAGGUUACGGAUGCGGUGUAUCGCGGAGGGAGCCAAGCUCGGAGAUGAGGACAACGAGCGAAACGGUGAGUCUGACGUAAGGACUGUACCCGGCGCAAAGGCGGCUGUGGAGAUCUUCGUCAACGACACAGAAGUUGUUUUGGAAGGGUCGGAGCUGGACAAGCUGUUCCAGCGGACACCUAGGACGGCAUUGGUGCUGUGGGCUUUGGAUCCUGCUGCUGGUGCUACGAAUGCGGGACUAUCCACCGCGGACAAGAGCAAGACAGGAAUAGCAGGUAGUGGUGAUGCAGCCAGAAAGAAGAGAAAAAAUCGAACCGCAGUGGUGGAAUACUCCUCCAGCAGCAGUUCGGAAUCAAGCGAGAGCGAGAGCGAGUCGAGCAGCGAUUCGUCGAGUGAAAGCUCGGACUCGGAGUCAUGA